UUUUGGAAGUGGCUUUAUAGUAAAACCCUCAACGACCGCUGCAAACUUUACAAUACAGAUAAUUGAAUAUGGUGCUCUGUGAAACCAACUUGAUGUAUUUCGCAAUGGUUUACACAACUAGCAAUGUGCAACCUAAUUUUGGACUUUCGGUACUGAGUUUUAUACAACAUGAAGCACUAAAUUGUUUACCAAUAUUGGAUGCCGAAUACUUUGUUAAGGUAGAAAAAAGGCACAGCAAGUCGAUAUAAAAUGAUCACUAAAUGUUCCAUAAAGCUUGAGCCAUUGUAUACAGCAAGAUGGCCACGGAUAAAACUCAGACUUUACAGUCCCUGGGGAUAACGCCUUACUUCAGUUCAUCAUCACGUGACUUGAGAUUGGAUUUGAAUUAUCGUAACAUCCAACGACUACCUUACGACCUUUUCAAAUUAGAGGACUUGCAAUGGUUGAACCUUAACGUGAACAGACUGAAUGAGCUGCCUCCAGAGUUUGGAUCGCUGAAGAAACUCCGAUGGCUGUAUCUUGAGAACAAUCUCUUUGACAGGUUUCCUGAUGUCCUCUGCGAGCUAACAGAGCUGAUACGCCUUUAUCUGAGUGCGAACAGUCUAAAAAUCAUCCCCCGGGACAUCUGCAGGUUAACGGAGCUGCGAUGGCUCGAUCUCUCAGAUAAUUCCUUUUGGGAGUUUCCUCUAGGUCUUUGUGACAACGCCUUGUCAAAACUGGAACGAUUGGUCAUGGACAACAACAAACUGACAUGCCUUCCAGCUCAGGUUUCUAUCCUGAAAGGGUUAAAGGUUUUGCAUCUGAGCGACAAUCAGAUCGAAUGGUUACCUCAGACGAUUUGCGACAUGGAAAAACUGGAGGAAAUGCAGUUGUCAAAUAACCCCCUAAAAACUCUUCCCGCCUACUUUGGCGAAAGACUCAAAAGGCUGAGGACCCUAGUGUGCAAGGGAUGCCCUUUCAUCGACCCCCUGAAGAGCUCUGUAGAGAAGGGUAUGAAAUCUCUCCGGGAAUACCAGGGAAUCAUCAACAGACGGUGUGAGAAUACUGGGUUGGUGUAUUUUAAGAAGCAGAAUGAUGACAGUGGUGAGAAACCCUGCUAUCGGAUGAGGACUAGACCAAGGGGUGUGGCAGUAAUCAUAGAUAACCUUUCCAAGCUUGGACAUAGCGAUACAGACGAGGAUGAAAGGGCAUGUACACCAAGUUGGCACAGUAGCUCAGAUUAUCUGCGUUCAGUUCUCCUGAAGCUUGGUUUCAACGUGAGAAUGAUGCGCGGUUUGAUGUCCCUCGACAUUAUCUCAGCUCUUCGCUUCCUCAGUCUCGAAGACCACUCUUACUUUGACUGUCUCAUGGUCUGCGUCUUGUCUUACGGUGGUCAGGGAAAGGUGAUCGGUCCCGAUGGCAUAUCAGUCGACGUCAAGCAGCUCAUGGACAUUUUUACCCGUGAAAACUGCCCAACUCUGGCGGAGAAACCUAAAUUAUUCUUCCUGCAGAUCUUGGACAAGCAUCCGGACAACGCACCAAGGUCAUCUGCUUCAUCACGAAGUCCUGCCGUGUCUCCGAAUGAAACAGAGAGGAAUAAGCGCUCACCCAGAUCGUUGAUGGACCCAACGGGUUCACUCAUCCCUGAAGAUGAUGACUUCUUGUUAACGGUUGCCAUGGUACCACCCGCCGCCAUAUGCGAGUCCCUGCGAGAUAUGUACACCCUCUACGUCAACGUCCUUUUCGGAAUGAUGGAGAAGUAUGCCCGGAAACUCAACAUUCUUGACGUCGUUACUACUGUUCAUAGUGAAGUAAGAACGAUACAAAUCGCCACUGUCGAUGGUCAGACUACUUCAGUGAAGCCUAUCAUUCAGUCUUCUCUCAAGUAUAAUCUUUACCUGAGUGUACCCACCAUAAUGGCAACUCCUACAAGUAGCCUUGGAAUAGCAAGUCCGUGAUCAUUGCACAAACUUUGCAACGCCUUCAAUCAUUCAUAAUCAUUAUUACAGGAAUGUUAUGACUCAUGCAAUGUUCUGUUGUGAACCCGACCUACAAAGGAAAAUACUUUCUCCAAUCAAAAUCCUGUAUCAGCAUUGCAAACGGCUCACAAGAUGAUCACUUGAUGUCAAGAAAUGAUGUUACAAAAUAUACCCAAAUAGACUUGAAAAUAAUGACACAAUCAAGACUGUGUUCCAAACUUCAAAUGACAAUAUUCAUGGAUAUCUGGUGGCCAUGUGGAUAAUCUCACCUGAUUGUACGAAAAUCUUACCACGAUAAGGACCAGUCUUACUUUUCAAGGUACAAUUGUUAAACAACACACCCACAUGAGUUAGAUAGAUUAUAUUAUUUGUUCCUUGGAGAUCAAGGAACAAAAUUGACACAAAAGAUAGCAAUAUUUGCAGGAGGGAAUUUAUUUUUAAUGUAAAUAGUACCUCCUACACUUAUUUGUCAGGACAAUAUAGAAAAAUGUUUGCAACGUUCAUCAUCGUUAACGCUUUUAUCCGUGUGCUUACUUACAAUGCAUAUCUGAUGCAAGUGAGAAAUGUUUUAUGCAUCGAUUAUUAUUACAUAUCUGACAGAUCUUAAUUAAACUUCAUCUUGGAAUUAGGGAGACGAGUGCACAUCUAUAUUUUGCAUGUUGUUGAAUCUGUGAACUACUAUUUUUUGUACAGAAAGGUUAUCAUCCAAGGCUGAACUGAACUACUUUCAUUCAGGAAUGUCACUGAUCAAUGUGAAUGAUUUUGCUGGAGACGACUAAAAUAAAUUCGUUUAACUGUGGGUAUUAAAACGUGUUGAGUGCUCAGGAGCAGACGCUACGCAAUCAUUUCUAUAUACCGAAGAGAUGGGAUGAUAUCCCAACUAAGAUUUUCACUUUCUUUCAUGCACUUCGAGUCCUAUCUACAUAUAUAUUGCUUUCUUCACGAAAAUGAUACAUACAUUUUGAUCGGGUAAGGUGCAAUUUUCCCUCUUUUGCUGCAUGCAAACUUAUUAUUUAUUUAUUUUUUGAUGAAUGGGAUGAAUAGCAAAGGUUUGUGACAAGAUUUAAAGCUAAACAAUCUUUAAUGAAUAAUGCA
Molecule: messenger RNA, 3053 nt
Organism: Lytechinus variegatus (green sea urchin)
Lineage: Eukaryota; Metazoa; Echinodermata; Echinoidea; Temnopleuroida; Toxopneustidae
Product: caspase-7-like
Exons: 3
Coding region: 297-1937 (546 amino acids)
Biological process (GO): proteolysis
Molecular function (GO): protein binding; cysteine-type endopeptidase activity
Source: RefSeq, a predicted model, not a curated record